Molecule: messenger RNA, 2915 nt
Organism: Ceratitis capitata (Mediterranean fruit fly)
Lineage: Eukaryota; Metazoa; Arthropoda; Insecta; Diptera; Tephritidae
Product: glutamyl aminopeptidase
Exons: 12
Coding region: 93-2819 (908 amino acids)
Biological process (GO): peptide catabolic process; proteolysis
Cellular component (GO): cytoplasm
Molecular function (GO): peptide binding; zinc ion binding; metalloaminopeptidase activity
Source: RefSeq, a predicted model, not a curated record
UUGUUGAACAGUAAGAGUUUGGAAGCGCGCGAUAGCGGUUAAGCCAUACCGCAAAUUAGUCACUCGUACGCAUACUGGAAAUUCAAAACAAAAUGUUAAUUAAAGGGUGUGCGAUCAUUUUGAGUUUAGUCCUUAUGGGCUUCGGCACGACCAGCGUGUUGGCACAGUUAAAGGAUGAUACGGAAGUUAUCAACUAUAGACUGCCCGAGAGCGUUUACCCCACCAACUACGAUCUAUAUCUGCAUCCAGAUAUCGAGACGGGUGAUUUCUCUGGCCAAGUAAUCAUCAGAGUGAACACCACAAGCGUCAUCAGCGAAAUUGUGCUACACUCAAGCAACUUAAACAUUAGUAGUGUAUACUUAAAGAACACCGGAAGCUCCACGAUUUAUGUAAGAAGCUAUGAACUGGAUACAUUGCGCGAAUUUCUGAUCAUCACAUUGAGCGAAGAGCUGAGCGCUGGACGUGUCUUUGAUAUUGGCAUAAUAUUUGCUGGUAAUAUGGAUGGAAAAAUUACGGGUCUCUAUAGUUCAUCAUAUCUGAAGGAGGACAAUAGUAAAAAACUUAUCGCUACUUCAAAAUUCGAACCCACCUAUGCACGUCUCGCCUUUCCGUGCUUCGAUGAGCCAGCAAUGAAGGCAACAUUUCAAAUCACGCUCGUACAACCCUCAGGGGAUGAUUAUCAUGCGCUCUCCAAUAUGAAUAUUGCUAGUACUUCCUAUCAGGGUAAAUAUACCGAGGUGUACUUCAACCAAAGCGUGCCGAUGAGCACAUAUUUGGCCUGUUUUAUUGUUUCGGAUUUCCAAAGCAAAUCUGCCGAAAUCGAUACGAAGGGUAUUGGUGACACAUUCACAUUGCGCGCUUUUGCCACACCCGAGCAGUUAGAUAAAGUCGAUUUCGCUUUGGAAGUCGGUAAAGCUGUUAUGGAAUAUUAUAUACAAUAUUUUCAAAUUGAAUAUCCACUGCCGAAAAUGGACAUGGUCGCAAUACCCGACUUUGUCUCCGGCGCUAUGGAACAUUGGGGUCUGGUGACUUAUCGGGAAACCGCACUACUUUACGAUAACGAGGAGAGUUCGACGGCGAAUAAGCAACGUGUGGCGUUGGUCAUUGCUCACGAGUUUGCUCAUAUGUGGUUUGGAAAUUUGGUAACUAUGAAAUGGUGGAAUGAUUUGUGGCUUAAUGAGGGUUUCGCUAGAUAUAUUGAGAACAAGGGUAUCAAUGCUGUAUUUCCAGAAUGGAAAAUGCUUGAUCAAUUCAUUGUAACACGCCUGCAUGAAGUUCUCACACUCGAUGCCACCUUAGGCUCGCACCCCAUCAUACAGACUGUUGAGAGUCCCGCUGAAAUAACGGAAAUAUUCGAUACAAUCACAUAUGGCAAGGGAGGUUCGCUCAUACGCAUGUUAGAGGAUUUCAUUGGCGCUGAGAAUUUCCAGAAAGCUGUUACUAACUAUCUAAAUGAAUAUAAAUUCAAAAAUGCUGUCACCGAAGAUUUCUUAAAUGAAAUUGAAAAAUUGGGCUUAGAUUUGGAUGUGAAAACGAUUAUGAAUACUUGGACUGUACAAAUGGGUUUCCCCGUUGUGACUGUCGAGCAGGUAUCAACCACAAAAUAUCGCCUCACUCAGAAGCGCUUCUUUUCGAAUCCUAAGGACUAUGAGAGUGAAUACAACGAUUCGCCAUACAAUUAUACCUGGUCUAUUCCAAUCACUUUCAAGACAAGUUCUUCCGAUAACGUUCAACGUGCCUGGUUCUUAUACAAUCAGGACAGUCUCGAGAUCGAUUUGGAUGGUUCCGUGGAUUGGAUUAAAUUCAAUUUCGAUCAAACCGGUCUCUAUCGCGUCAACUAUCCCGAUGCAUUGUGGCAAAGUUUGGCUAAUGAGUUGAUUGAAAAUCCAGAGACCUUCAGUGUUGGUGAUCGUGCUAGUAUUUUGAACGAUGCCUUCUCACUCGCCGAUGCUACACAGCUUUCGUAUGACAUCGCAUUCGAUUUGAUGAAAUAUUUAGCUAAAGAAGAGGACUACGUGCCGUGGAGUGUAGCCGUCUCUAAGCUGACUUCCCUCAAGAAUUCAUUAAUGUUCACCGAGACUUAUAUAAACUAUAAACAGUACGCAAGUGAUUUAAUAGAACCCAUAUAUAAGAAGGUUGGCUGGACGGUGAGCACAGAUCAUUUGGAAAACCGCUUGCGUCAAGCUGUACUCAGUGCCGCCUGUUCACUCGGCGUUGAGUCUUGUCUGGAGGAGGCAGCAGUAAGCUUUAGAGCUUGGCUUGCGGCGCCUACCACACGUCCACAUCCUGAUGUACGUGAAACCGUCUACUAUUACGGCAUGCAAACGAUUGGCGAUGAAGAAACCUGGGAUGCCAUGUGGCAGCUGUACAUUGCCGAGAGCGAUGCGAAUGAGAAGUCGAAAUUGAUGUAUGGCUUAUCAGCUGUGCAAGUGCCGUGGAUUUUAAAUGAUUUCGUCACACUCGCUUGGUCCGAGGAUAAUGUGCGCGGUCAGGACUACUUCACUUGUCUACAGUAUAUCGCCGCCAAUCCUGUGGGUAGGCCAAUCGUCUGGGAUUAUGUACGCGAACAGUGGCCACAGUUGGUAGCGCGUUUCGGCAUAAACGAACGCACUUUGGGCAAUUUGAUACCAGCAAUAACGGCACGCUUUGAUACGCAAGUCAAGUUGGAGGAUAUGCAAUUUUUCUUCGCUAAAUAUCCAGAAGCUGGCGCUGGUGCGGCGGCACGUACACGCGCUUUGGAGACGGUUAAGAAUAAUAUUGAGUGGUUGGCGAAUAAUAGGGAACCGAUUGACGCUUGGUUGGAGAAGUAUUUGGCUUGAGUGUUAAAGUUUAAGUGGAAAGUGCUUUUUUUUUUUAAAUAUAUAUGUAUGUAUGUAUAUGUGUUAUAGAACAAAUAUAUUCUGAGGUACUAAAUU